CUGAGUUGGACCGUGCUGGAGUGUAUCGGCGUGUGUCGGCGUGUUUCCCUGUGGAUCUCCGUAUCUUCGCUGGAUUUCUGGGUUUUGUAGGAUCCUGGCUGCUGUUUAGAAGGACCUGGAGGAAUGUGGAGUUUACAGAAUGCCCAGCAGCGUCGGAAACACAUUUAAACCCACCAAAUUCAUCCCGGUGUCCACCGCUGCCUCUCUGCUCGUAGGAUCCUCCACUCUGUUCUUCGCCUUUACGUGUCCGUGGUUAUCUAAUGCUAUCUCUCCUGCUGUUCCUCUCUAUCAUGGCGUGGUUUUCCUCUUCGUUCUGGCCAACUUCAGCAUGGCCACCUUCAUGGACCCCGGAGUUUUCCCCAGAGCGAGUGAGGAUGAAGAUAAGGAUGAUGAUUUCAGAGCUCCUCUCUAUAAGAACGUGGAGGUGAAGGGGGUCCAGGUGCGGAUGAAGUGGUGCUCCACCUGUCACUUCUACAGACCACCGCGCUGCUCCCACUGCAGCGUGUGUGACAACUGUGUCGAGGAUUUUGACCAUCACUGUCCGUGGGUGAAUAACUGUAUCGGCCGCAGAAACUACCGCUACUUCUUCCUGUUCCUGCUGUCUCUGAGCGUCCACAUGGUCGGGGUGUUCUCCUUCGGCCUGCUCUUCGUUUUACACCACCUGGAAACACUCAGCGCUCUGCACACCACCGUCACACUGGUGGUGAUGUGUAUAGCCGGUCUGUUCUUCAUCCCCGUUAUGGGUCUCACGGGGUUCCACAUGGUGCUGGUGGCCAGAGGGCGCACUACUAAUGAACAGGUGACGGGGAAGUUCCGUGGGGGAGUGAACCCUUUCACUCGAGGUUGCUGUGGCAACGUGAAGCACGUUCUCUGCAGUCCUUUAGCUCCGAGGUAUAUGGUCGACCCCAGGAAGAAACCAGCUAUUCCCAUCAAACCUCCAUUCCUCCGACCUGCACUGUCCGACCGGAACGUCACCGUCAAACUCAGUGACAACGGAGUCCACGGCAGCAUCCUAAGAACAAAAUCUAAGAUCAGUCUGGACGGCCUCGGGGAGAAGAAUACGGACACCCAGCCGCCUCUUCCUCCCAAAGCUGAGCGCCAUAACCAGCUUCAGAGCCAGCUCACAUCCAGCGAAGAGAGUUCUCUCUCCAGCAAGCCCACCAACCCCCCCACCCCGGCCAUGUACAGAUACAGACCCUCCUUCGGCACCAUACCGAAAGUGCAUUACCACGCGACAGGGAGAGAAGGUGAGAGCGGCGCUAUUAUGAUGUCAGACAACUCCAAAUCGUCUGCGAUCUUGGAGGAAAGAGGUCACGACUACCGCUCUGAGCCCAACCUGGACCUGCCGGAUUACGGCGCCGCUCCGCUUCACCGCACCUUCCAGUCAUCUCCGUUCCAGCUGGAUUCGAUCAGCACCACCCCGCGCUCCCUCAGCCUCAAACAGGGCGGCCGUAGACCUGAGCACUCGCCACUAGGGGGCAGCAAACCCGACCCGGUCAUCUCCACGCCACACAGGGGCGUGUUUUCACCUGGGACUCUUUCAAACCGCAAUGGGAGCUUAUCCUAUGACAGCCUGCUGACUCCCAGUAUAGCGCCCUCUGCUGGCGAGUGCACGGCACAUCCAGGUGUGCCAACCAUGGGUUUCCAUUCACCUUUUUUGCCCACGAAAAUGUGCCAUGUGCGUGGGCCUGAACUGCAAGGCCAAUCCAUAGUGUCCCCUUAUAGCCCCGUUCGCACCGGGCUAAUAUACGGGCGCCAUUCGCCUCACCUGAGAGAAAGAGAGCAAGAGAGAGAGAGAGAGAGAGAUCCGUCACCCGUCCGCUACGACAAUCUCUCCAAAACCAUCAUGGCGUCCAUCCAAGAGAGGAAGGAAUUGGAAGCAAGAGAAAAGCUCAUAAGCCGCCACGCCCAGGCUAACUACGCUAACGAUUCGGGCGUUUUCGACGGGUGUAGCCGAGUCCCACCUGGACCAUGUUACCCUGACGGGCAAAGGGGGCCCGGGUCCAGAGGGUACGGCUCCCGUGACAACCUAAUAGGGGCCGGAUUGGUGGGGUACACCCCCCGGACCCCCGUGCUGCGUUCCUCAGCGUCCUCAUUAGUCCGAGCCCCCAGGACUUCCACUACCUCCCUCCACACGGACGCAGGGGGAGGGGGGAACCACCAGUAUCGCUCUCCGGCCCACCAACCCCACCAUUCUCCAACGGCUGUACCCAGAUCUCCAUCCUACUCCCACCAGAAGGUCUCCUUCAUCAGCUCCCGGGAAAGAGCCGAGUCUCCACACUUAGGAACGAGAGAGGACCUGAGUCACGGUAAAGUCAACGGGCAGCCCAAAGGCCAGACGCGAGACUGCCACCUCGGGGCGCCCUCCGGAACUGCGCUCAGCCCCAGCAGACAUACCAACGUCAAAAAGGUGACGGGAGUGGGCGGGACUACCUAUGAGAUUUCAGUGUGAUGGAGUAACCAAUCCCUGUGUGAAGAAGCACUGCCAUGGCGACCGACGACAGCGACAGCAACAACAACAAUGUCUGUGCAAAAAGUGAAAACUUCUCUUUUUACGCUGAUGUUAAAGAACACUGUAACCGACCAAUCACAGCCUUUCUCACGCGGGACUGCUGGUCCAAUCAGAGAAGGUUUUUUCACUGUGCCUGUCUCUGCCCUUUUGGUGACUGAAGGGAUGGGUGGAAACGUUACUGCGUGUAUGUUUGUGUGUGUUUGUGUGUCAAAUGUUUAUGAUCAGGAGUUUUAAAGGGAAACUUAAUCGCUUUCCGACCUGAUCUCUGUCUGCUUCGUCUGUAAGCGGAUGGACGAUUAGUCAAUAAUAAUCUUAAUACAUUUCCCUGAAUUCAUAAACGAAAAGAAAAAACACUGAGUUGAAACUCGGUGACAGUAGAAGUCA
Molecule: messenger RNA, 2896 nt
Organism: Colossoma macropomum (tambaqui)
Lineage: Eukaryota; Metazoa; Chordata; Actinopteri; Characiformes; Serrasalmidae
Gene: zdhhc8b
Product: zinc finger DHHC-type palmitoyltransferase 8b
Exons: 11
Coding region: 140-2452 (770 amino acids)
Biological process (GO): protein palmitoylation
Molecular function (GO): palmitoyltransferase activity
Source: RefSeq, a predicted model, not a curated record